Lucilia sericata (common green bottle fly) is the source of this 1514-nucleotide messenger RNA. RefSeq lists its product as uncharacterized. The record is from RefSeq and is a predicted model, not a curated record. The coding region runs from base 163 to 1419 and encodes 418 amino acids. The transcript has 4 exons. Lineage: Eukaryota; Metazoa; Arthropoda; Insecta; Diptera; Calliphoridae.
UCCACCCAAAAAUGCCUCCCCUUUAAAUGAAUUCUGCUGUAUUUAUUAUUUAUCAAAUUUUUAAGUUGUACGGACGUUUUUGUAUAGACAUCUAAAGAAUUUUCGAAGUUAAUUGUAAUCAGGUGACUCGUUUAAACUACAAAGUUUGAAAGUGAUAUAAAUAUGGGUACUGGUGCUAAAAAUUACACUCCUCCUGAAUGGAUUACAGCCGAUUUUCUACAGGAUGUUUUAAAGGAAUACUUUAAAGAUGACACUCUCGAAGUGCAUGAAAUUGUUGUGAAAAGUAUUAAUGGUGGCGGUGAAAUGGUGGGCAGUGGUUUUGCCAGUGAAAUGCAUCGUGCUAUUUUCAAUUUGAAACGUAAUGAUGUUACCGGUAAAUUUUCUGUUAUUAUAAAGGACCACCCCAAAGGCUACACAGGUGUAGUAGCUCACAAAAGUAAAUUAUUUAAACGUGAAAUUAUGGCUUACAAAGAAGUAAUACCCCGUGUCGAAGAGCUUCUGGCCUCCAUAGGUGAUACAACUAAAAUUGCUCCAGCUUGCUACUAUACCACCGAAACACCAGAACCCUUCCUAAUACUUGAAGACAUGAACCUAAAUGGUUACGAAAAUUUCGAAAAAGGACGUUUACUUAAUCUGGACUAUGUUUUACCCACCAUUGAAAAGCUAGCUAAGUUACAUGCAUGUUCGGCUGUUAUAGCAGCUGAAAAUUCAAAAAUUAUGGAAUUCUUUGAAGAAGCACCAAUUUCACGUAAUCCAGAUCGUAAAGAUUUCUUGGGAUUUUUCCCGGUUAAUAUACGUUGUGUAGCUGAGGAGAUUUCACAUUGGAAGGGUUAUGAAGAGAUUACUGAGAAAAUGUUCAAAUUGGCCGAAAAUGUAUUACAAAGUGCAGUUGAUAUGUAUGAAUCCCAUGAGAAUGGUUUUCGUGUAUUUAAUAUUGCCGAUUUGUGGGUUGAUAAUUUAAUGUUCCAUAUUAACAAUGAAACCAAAGAACCAGAUAAUGUAGUGUUGUUAGAUUUCCAAUUGUCCUAUUAUGGCUCCCCUGCUAUGGAUUUGAAUUACUUCUUGUAUGGUUCCCUAAAUGAAAAUGUACGCAAGGUCCAUUUGAAAUAUAUUGUUCGUGAAUAUCAUCGCAUUUUAAAAGAAACUUUAGAUAAAUUAAAUUAUGAUGGUAACAUUCCCUCACUUAAGGAGAUUACCAUUGAUAUAAUUAACAAUAGUUUGCAAGGUGUUAUUGCUGCUACUUGCUUAACUCCCAUUAUAUUUAUGGAAAAAGAGGGUUUCGAAAAUCUAGAAAAUCUUACCUCACGCACUGAAGAAGGCGAUGAAUUGCGUCGUAAAAAUGUUGAGAACCCCAAAUAUAGAGCAUUUCUUCAACGUACUGUGAAAGAAUUCGAAUUGAGUGGAUUCUUAGAUGUUUAAAGAUAAUAAAAAUGACCAAUGUAAAAUAGAUUUUAGGAAAUUGUUAUAAAAUUUGUUGUUGAUUUAAUGUGUAUAAAAAGUAUUUUUUAUAAAUG